Molecule: messenger RNA, 426 nt
Organism: Lindgomyces ingoldianus
Lineage: Eukaryota; Fungi; Ascomycota; Dothideomycetes; Pleosporales; Lindgomycetaceae
Exons: 2
Coding region: 1-426 (141 amino acids)
Source: RefSeq, a predicted model, not a curated record
AUGGCCGACGAACAACCAGCCGAAGAAUCUAUCCUCGCCCUCUCCGACUCUUCAAUGACUGCUCUCAUAACAUCUGCCCACUUCGUUUCUAUGACCGAGCCCACCGAAUCUCAAACUCCAACUUCCCUUGCGUCGGCCCUGCCCUCCAUCACCCACGUCGUCACCUCCGUUCGACCAGCGCAAAGUAUACAGAAUAUCAUCGCCAUCGACGAGUCAAUGAUACCCCCUCAGUGGCGGCCCAGGCCACUGCAUUCAACAGGUACAGCAUGGUAUUAUGGUGUAGAAGUGAUGGGCGGAAUGUUGGUCGGCGGAAUUCUGGUGGUGUUCAUAAUCACAUGGUGCCAAUGUUGGUGGGUAGGAAACUGUUUCUGGAAUUUUGAUAGGAGGGGCAUGAAGAAGAGGAAAGCUUCGUGGGAGAGGUAUUAA